Messenger RNA from Colletotrichum chrysophilum, 861 nucleotides. RefSeq lists its product as uncharacterized. The coding region runs from base 1 to 861 and encodes 286 amino acids. The record is from RefSeq and is a predicted model, not a curated record. The transcript has a single exon. NCBI's taxonomy places the organism in Eukaryota, Fungi, Ascomycota, Sordariomycetes, Glomerellales, Glomerellaceae.
AUGGUCACCACGCAACAAGUCAACCUUCCCGACGGGCGAAUUCUCUCGUACCACCUUUCCAGUCAAGGUGACGAGCCCCUCGUGCUGCUGGCGAACUCGCUGUCUGCGCCAUUCCGGGUCUGGGACCACGUCGCCAAGUUCCUCGCAGAGAACGGCUUCCGCACGCUUCGCUUUGACCAGCCGGGCCACGGCCAGUCGUCAGCUCCCAAGAACCUCGACACGACAUUUGAGUCAAUUGCCGAUGAUGUGUACCACCUUUUGGAGUCUCUCAAGAUUGAGAAGGUAUUCGCCUGGAUUGGAGUCUCAAUGGGCGCCGCGACCAGCUUCUACUUUGUGAACAAGUACCCCGGCAUCGUGCACAAGGUGGCCAUCUGCGACACCAUCGCCGCAUCUCCCAAGAACGCCGGUGUGGAUGAUCUGUUCGCGCCGCGGGCUCAGCAGGCGCGGGAGGCCGGCAACAUGCAGGAACAGGUUGAGGGCACGAUAGACCGGUGGUUCGGCCAGGAAUGGGUCAAGGCGAACCCCGACGAGGCGGACCGGGUGCGCGCCAUCAUGAACCAGACCAGCGUGGACGGGUUCGCGACGUGCUGUCACGCGCUGCGGAGCGACAGCUUCGACAUCCGGCCGCUGUUUGGCAAGGUGGGAGCCGGUGUCGACGAGGCGCUGCUGGUUGUUGGAGACAAGGACGCCAACCUGCCCGAGGCCAUGAAGGAGAUGCGGCAGAAGGUGGAGGAGGGAUUUAGGGCGGCGGGCAAGGACAACAAGAUUGAGCUCAAGGUGAUUAAGAACGCGGGCCACGUUCCCUUUGUGGAUGGUUACGACCAGUUCAAGGAGAUUAUUCUCGAAUACCUCAAGGCUUAG